CAUUAUUGCUCUGUUUUUAAGCCAAGUUUUGCUGUAAUGGUUACCAUCUGUCUUUCAUUGUGAUUAGUUAAUUAUUUGGUCCUGUUAUUUAUGUACAGCAAAGUUCCCAAGGAGUAUACCGACUAAAUAAACGAACUUUUAACCCUUUCCUCACUUAUGGUUUCUAACCCAACGUUAUUCAUUAGUUCCGUAAGACAACUCAACUGAGGUAAAAAUAUGUCUGUAAAUCAGACAGAUUAAAGAGUUUUACAUUGACUUUUUUAAGCUUGCUCCAUAUACUUGACAACUUGAUUCAGAUCAUGGAUAUUUCACUUCUCAUCACUGAAUCCAACUUAGAAAUAUGUGCAAACAUUCAGUCAUCAAUGGAAGCAUCACUGGCGAAGAUUGGAUUAGAUUAUCAAGAAACGAUAACUGGCGUUAAACAUUUUGAAGACGUAAUCAAAAAACUGAUUGAACUCGAAUUAUUCCAGAAAUCCAAAAAUAUUUCAGAGUUCGUGCAUAAAUUCAUUUUGAUCCCUUUCUUAGCAAAAUUAUGUCAGGCACUUAACAGGAAAAAAAAUAACCAGUGUUCUUACAUAUGGAACUACAUAUAUAUUACGAAACAUUUUCUCACAAAUUUGCGAGUUUUUAUCCCAUUCCAGCAAUCAGGACGUCAAUAAAGAAUUGGUCUCAGUUUUGACAGCACUGCACAACUUGUUGCCUGAAAACUUUUGGCACGUGGAUCAUUUUCCUGACGUCAAGUUACCACUUAUCGCAUGGCAAGAUGUCCUUGGUUGUGACCAUUUUCCUAACGAAAUGAAAAUGUGCGACUGUCCAGAUGACAAGAAAUUUUCUUUCAAACUCAAAUUGUCUGACUUAACGUUAAAGCACUGCAGUACUAGUGACGCCUUGCGGAACAUGUUGAAGGAUUCAGACUCCAUAAAAUUCAUUGCAAAAAGAGCCGGCCAAGAAGGCAGAUAUUUGUCCACAAGGCCUUAUCUAUUUUGGCGUUGAUACAACUUCAAUACCUGCAAAUGUGAGAAGUAAAUAUGCAAAAGAAAACCGCUACGGAGCAACCACAAUUUCUGUAAUGCUUCGCGAUAUUACUUCCAUGGAUAAAUGUGCACUCGUGAAUCUUGGCACGAAAAUAUAGCUCCUUGCCGAGGAAAAAACUUGGCGUAACGAUAAGAAAGAAGAAAGCAGUCGGGUCGUCAACCUACAUAAACUUGAAAGUGAUAAUUCCGACUGUGAAAUAUCUCACUGUGAAAAUUGUUCGGCAUGGACACAUCCAGAAAUCGUUAUCCCUGGAAAUUUGGACAUUCCUCUGGAAAAUGUGAAAAUAUUGUUUGAAAAUCACCACGUCUGUAUUGUGACGCAGGAUGGUCGCCGAGAGAAAUGUAUCGAAUGCCAAAUUAGAAAGGAAAAAGGCGAGUGCAGUGGGAAGCUCGGCGAUUUCUCUAAUAAAUGGAGAAAUUUUAAUUUUUUAUUUGACAGUACUGCCAAUUUAGCUAUACAAAUGUUUGCCUAUAACUACCCAAUUGCUAAAAGACAACUAUUAACGAAGUGCCAAGCCUGUUACAGUAUGUUUACGGGGUCGCAGUUCGAAAAAAUUGAACGUUAUUGGAUUGAGGAAUGCACGGAUUUUGAAAUACUUGAGUGGAAAGUUGGCCAUCAUGAAGAAAUACAGGACGAGAGCAGUCCAGCCAAGAUACACAAGGCAGAAUGACUUCAAUACAGACAUGCCACAAUAGUGUACGUUUAUAAAUUAUAAUUGACUUGUAUUAAAUAAAUAUGUGUAUGGGGCCCUAUUUAACUCAUCGUAAUUCAAUUCCCUUUGCGACAAUGGUUGAUACUUUUUUCCCCGAAUAGAUAAUUUUAAUGAGGAUUACAUCGCGAGGAGUAUAUUAAGGGUAGCAUAAAUAUUAAACGUAAUGCUGUAAAUUUCCUAUAAAGUCGCAAUUUCUCUGACAUCCUCAUUACAUUUCCUAAGAAAAGCUAAAUGAGUAAGAACCCCAUGACACAUGAAGGAAACUUUUUCUCUCUGCCUAUAUAAGUAAAGAUUUUCAUACAAACCUUUAAUGCGUUGGUGUAUAUAUGCAUACAUAUACUGGCAAACAUUGUAUUUCUAUCCAACUACAUAUGUACAUAUGUAUGUAUAAGAAAAUUUUCUUAUGCGUUGCAUUAUUUCCCUGUUUUUAAGCUUACCAUUUGUCAUGCACAGGGGCUGGUUCAUUAUUUGGCCCUUACAACAAAGUGCCUAAUGGAUGGACCAUAUAUGAAUGUAAAAAAGAGGGACGGAAUUUCAACCCUUUCAUCACUUAGGCUUUCUUACGCAACAUUAGUUCAGUAUCACACAACUUCUCAGCUGUACUGUAAACAUUUCCACCGUAAUCGGAUUAAAGAGUUUGAGUUAAACAUACUUUUUCAAGUUUAUGUACUCCAUAUAAAACUCACUGCCUGCUACAUAAAUGCUGAAAAAAUAAAACAACAAAAUACAACCCUGACAGCUUGGUAGUUUUUUUUCAAACUGGUUGCAACAGAUACAUACAUACAACAAUUAAUAUCACCCUAUUUUCAAUGCAGAUCAUGGAUUUGUCAUUUCUCGUAACGACAUCCAACUUAAAAAUAUGUGCAGAUAUAAAGUCAUCACUUGAAAAUUCACUGGCGAAAAUUGGGGCAAAUUAUGAAGAUACGAUAGCCGGUAUUAAAGAUUUUGACGCCGUAAUUAAAAAACUAAUGGUACUCGAGUUGUCCAAGGAAAUCGUACACAUUUCUGAAUUCGCACAUAAAUCCAUUUUAAUCCCUUUCUUAGCAAAAUUGUGUCAGGCACUUAACAGGGAAAAAAAUAACCAGUGUUCACGCAUAUCCAGCAAAAUAUUAGGAAACAACGUUUCUCUAAUCUGCGAGUUUUUAUGCAACAACAAGAACCAAGAUGUCAACAAAGAAUUAGUCUCCGUUUUGACAGCGAUGCACAAUCUGCUGCCUGAACACUUUUUUAAUUUGAAUCAUUUCCCUGACGUCAAGUUACCACUUAUCGUAUGGCAGGAUGUCUCUGGUUGCAAUCAGUUUCCUAACGAAAUGAAAAUGUGCAACUGUCCCAGUGCCAAUAAAUUUUCAAUAAAACUAAAGUUAUUCGACUUAAAGAUUAAGCACUGCACAACUAGUGUCGCCUUACAGAACAUGCUGACAGAUCCAGACUCUAUAGAAUUUAUUGGAAAAAGAGCCACCGAUCCGGUCAAGAAGUCAGAUAUUUGUCCACAAGGCCUCAUCUACUUUGGCGUUGACACAAGUUCGAUAAGUGACAAUAUGAGAAGUAAAUAUGCAAAAGAAAACCGCUACGGAGCAAGCACAAUUUCCGUAAUGCUUCACGAUAUUACCUCCAUGGAAGAAAGUACAUUCAUAAAUCUUGGCACGAAAAUAUAUUUCCGAGAGCAUUCACAGCAAAGGUUAUUAUCUGUGGAUGCUACGGACGAGUGGUGGCUCCUUGCCGAGCAAAAAAUAUGGCAUAACAACGAAAAAAUCAAUCGUGUCUAUAACCUGAAAAAACUUGAAGCUGACAGCUCCGACUGGGACGUAUCUUACUGUCAUCAAUGUUCAGCAUGGACACAUCCGGAAAUCGUUUUCCCUGGAAAUUUGGAAGUUCCUCUGGAAAAUGUGAAAAUACUGUUUGAAGAUUACCACGCCUGCAUUGUGACGGACGAUGGUCGCCGAGAGAAUUGUAUCGAAUGCAAAAUUAGACAGCAAGGAGGAAUGUGUAGGGGAAAAAUUGGCAAUUCUGAGGAAUGUAGAAAUUUUAAUUUUUUCGUUAACACUGCCGAUUUAGCAAUACAAAUGUUUGCCUAUGGCUACCCUAUUGCUCAACGACAAAUGUUAAGGAAGUGCCAAGCCAUUUACAAUAUGUUUACGUGGGAACAUUUCGAAAAAAUCGAACGUUAUUGGAUGGAGGAAUGCAAGGAUUUUGAAAUAUCGGAGUGGAAAGUUGGCCAUUAUAACGAGGAGGAAAUGCUGGACGGGAGCAGUCCAACCAAAAUGCAGAAGGCGGAAUGACCUUAAUAAAUCCGACGGAAUGGUUUGAAGUAAAUAAUUUAUUGGCGUAUUUAUCUCGUGAUUUUUUUGGGGUGUUUGAAUAGCGUGAUUGGGUAAACCACCUGGGCUGGAAUGCAUUUUUGAAGAUUUCAAAUAUUUUUAUUUCGCUACGAUAAUUUGUGUGCAAUAAAUGACAAAUAUUUCAAAACUUCUAUCAGAUAAAGGUUGAUAAAACUGUGUAAUAUUAUUUGAUAAUAAUAAGUGAAGCUAUAACCCACGCUGUUUUGACUUUAUGAUUAAUAAGUUGGCCAAUAUUUAAGUAAUUGUAAUUUUUAAUUACGUAAUAAAUAAGCAUAAACUUUCCAAA
Molecule: messenger RNA, 4372 nt
Organism: Folsomia candida
Lineage: Eukaryota; Metazoa; Arthropoda; Collembola; Entomobryomorpha; Isotomidae
Exons: 5
Coding region: 2557-4026 (489 amino acids)
Source: RefSeq, a predicted model, not a curated record